Molecule: messenger RNA, 516 nt
Organism: Gryllus bimaculatus (two-spotted cricket)
Lineage: Eukaryota; Metazoa; Arthropoda; Insecta; Orthoptera; Gryllidae
Source: the annotation of a GenBank genome assembly
AUGGAGAGCGAGCAGCUGCGGCGAGAAUGCGACGCGAGCGGGCCGCAGGACGAGCUGGAGUACUGGAAGCGGCGCGGCGCGCAGUUCUCGCAACUGGUGGCGCAGCUGCGCGCGCCCGAGGUGCGCUGCACGCUGCUGUGCCUGGCCGUGGCGCGCGCCAAGGUGCUGCGCAUCUGGAGGGACACCGACCGCAAGAUCACCUACUGCUACAACGAGGCGCGCGACAACGCCAAGUACAUCCAGUGCAUGGAGAAAUGCUGCCACUCGCUCUACCUGCACGACCCGGUGCGCAUGAAGGAUUGCGUCUUAAGCCUGCUACAGACGGUGCGCCUCAUCCACAACGUCUCUCAGUAUUAUAACACAUCCGAACGAACUUCUUCACUCAUGGUCAAGUACACUAGAAAACACCAUCCCAGCAACGAGACAAACCCCAUUUCCAAGACGUUAAAACUGAAGGGCGCAUAUCCCCGAUACAUCCGUCAUACAAACUUCCUCAAUCCGGCCCAAAACCCCUAA